UGCGAACAGUGCACCAAAUUAAUGGAGAUAUAAUUGUUCAGUUUAUUUACCUAGGUGGUUGUAAGUUUAGUAUACGUAUUUUUGAUAUCAACCUCAGCGAGAUCAAUUAUAGAGAGCGGUGUCGCCAUGUUGGGGAGAGUGUGGCAGGUCCAAGUAAAGUUAUUAUUGAUAUAUUAUCGGAUGAUGAAGGAGAAGAUUCAAGUAUGGAUUCUGUUGAUGAUUCUGAUUAUGAGGAUGAAGGUGAUGAUUAUGUUGACCAUGAGAUGUUGAUACACACUUUUGAUCUCACCGCUGAUCUAAUGAAUGGAUCCCGUCAUCUGACAAUUCCUGAUUACAUUCAGGUAGAAUGUUUCCGUGAUUUGAGUACUGAAAUCAAUGUGCUUCUUCCUAAUGGAAGUUGGAGAAGAUGGGAAAUCAUUUGGUACUCAUUUGGGGAGGAAAGAAGAGAAUCUGGCAUGAUGGGUGAGGUCCGUGGUCCAUGGUUUAAUUUCUAUAAGGAGAAUUUUUUUAGGCUUGGAAACACAGUUCGUCGACACAAGUUGCAGCUUUGGAAAAUGGGGUUACCAAAUUGUUAUAAGGUGGUUGUAUUGGUUGAGUAAUCUAUCACAGUGAAAUCUCAAUUGUGUCAUUUUUUUGGUGUAAAUGGUUCUCGAAUUGAUAUAAUAUGUUUUGGUACAAGUUUCCUGUUAUGUUUCAUGGUUUUUUCGUUUGAAGCUAUGAUGUUGGUAGAACUAGAGUUUGUUCAUACUCUUAUGGUCUUUAAUUUUGUGAACAAUUAGGAUAUUCUGUCAACUUAUGGUCUUUAAUUAUGUAUCAUAUUUUCACUCUAAUAAGUGUGUGUGUAGUUUCGUCAUAGAAGAGGUGCAAUUUGCAUGAUUGGUGAGGUAUGUUGCUCGUGGUUUCAGGUCUAAUAGAGUAAGUUUGAGAGGCUUGGAAAUUAUGUUGCAAAGCACAAGAUUCAGAUGUGGAGGAUGGUGCAGUCAGUUAGUUUUAGGGUGCAUGUUUACACUGUACGUGUAGGAUGAAGAAGGUGUUAUUUUGUU
Molecule: messenger RNA, 1043 nt
Organism: Lotus japonicus
Lineage: Eukaryota; Viridiplantae; Streptophyta; Magnoliopsida; Fabales; Fabaceae
Exons: 2
Coding region: 204-599 (131 amino acids)
Source: RefSeq, a predicted model, not a curated record